AGGAUGGCGAUCCAAUUCCGCUCACUUUUCCCCUUGGCACUGCCUGGAGUGCUGGCGCUCCUCGGCUGCUGGUGGUUUUUCUCUCGUAAAAAAGAGCACAUCAGCAGCCACAACAAACAGAUGGGGGCCAGCGCUGUGAAGCUGAGGGCUGGCCCUGCCACGGAGGAAGCGCUCCCCGUGGAGGACCCCUGUCCUGGAGCAGCGGCCCCGCCCCCCAGUGCCACCCAGCCGCCUGAGAGGGAGCUCCCCACCGCCAGCAAGCCCCCUGUGGAGCCCCCGGCCCUGCUGCGGGCACACCCGGCCUACCGGCGAUCAGAGUCCUCGGGCGGCCUUUCCAACACCGUGGACACGAGGUUUCGACCAGGACCACGCAAAGAGGACGGUGCAAGGGUGGAGCUCGCUCUGACGGGUGACGAAGCCAAGUCUGCUCCUCUAGAGUGUCCCCUGCCGUCCCCAAAAGGCGUUCCGUUCCCCCACGAAGCAGCUGAGGUGUGUAAUCGAGAGGCCGUGAUGGGCAGGCCGGCAGGGUGGCGCCGGCAGGGCCAGUCUGCAGCCUCUGCAGAGAAGGUGGGCCUCGGGGAGAAGACCAGGGAGAUGGGUGGCGCCGAAGGCACAGGUGACGCGGUGCCGGGAGAGAACGUGCCGGAAGAAGGUCCCAUGUCCCGGGAGCAGGGCCCCGAGUUGCCGAGCAGCAGAGCCCCCAGCCUGGCUCCCUUGGGAGGAGGGGGAGAGAAGGGGAGGAGCAGCCUGCUGGCGGCGGACGAGGACCCCGCGGGGAAGUUGCUGAGUAGCUUCGUGGAGUCGGCCCACUCGGAGCUGGCGACGCCCGAUGAGACGCCAGCGCCCCGGGUCAGGGCGGGCAGAGGCUGGGACGGAGACUUCAGCUGGGAGCGGGGCAAGGAAGAGGUCUUGGACGGGAACGAGAGGGUCGAGCAGGCUGCCUUCCAGGUCAUCUCCAAAGUGAUCUUGGAGGCCACUGAGGAGGUGCUGGCCACCACGAUGGGCAGGAUCGCGGGUCGGAUGCAUCAGGCCUCGGCUGCUCAGCUGCAAGGGCCGCAGGAGGAGAGCUGCGCCCGAGCCCACCAGCGAGCUGCCCUGGGCCCGGGUGCCGCGGGGCCGGCUCUGGCCGCAGCGGAGGCAGCCGCGGGCCCGGUGGGCGCCGCCUUCCCCUCCGCAGACCUGCUGGCAGAGGACCUGCCGCCACCAAAGACCUAUGUGAGCUGCCUGACCAGCCCUCUGUCCAGCCCCACCAAGGACAGGAAGCCAAAGAACUCUGCGCACCACGUCUCCCUGGCCCCCUGCCCUCCACCAGCUGCCUCCCUUGGAGAGUCACUGGACGAGGCAAGCAUCCUGGAAGAAGAUGCCGCUUGUGUCACCUGCGUGUCCAGCAACGGCCAGGGUGUCCCCUCCGUGGCCUCCUCUGGGCAGUGCUCAGAUUCUGUCAGCACUUCGGGGCUCGAAGACUCUUGUACAGAGACCACCUCCAGCCCCAGGGACAAGGCUGCCACCCCGCUGCUGCCAGAAAGUACUGUGCCCUUCAGCAACGGGGUGCUGAAAGGGGAGCUGUCGGACCUGGGGGCUGAGGAUGGAUGGACCGUGGGUGCGGAAGCAGAUCAUUCGGGAGGUUCGGACGGGAACAGCAUGGAUUCGGUGGACAGCUGCUGUGGCCUCAGGAAGCCUGACGGUUUCCAAAAUGCCCAGGCAGGCUCCCAUCCCAAGAAGGUCGACCUCACCGUCUGGGAGAUCGAGGUGCCUAAGCACCUAGUUGGUCGGCUGAUUGGCAAGCAGGGACGGUAUGUGAGUUUUCUGAAGCAGACAUCUGGUGCCAAGAUCUACAUCUCAACCCUUCCAUACACCCAGAACAUCCAGAUCUGCCACAUAGAAGGCUCUCGGCGUCACGUGGACAAGGCGCUGAGCUUGAUCGGGAGGAAGUUCAAGGAGCUGGACCUCACCAACGUCUGCGCCCCCCCACUGCCUUCGCCGGCACUGCCUUCUCUUCCAGCGACUUCCUGGCUCAUGCUCCCGGAUGGCAUCACUGUGGAGGUGAUCGUGGUCAACCAGGUCAAUGCCGGGCACCUGUUUGUGCAGCAGCACACACACCCUACCUUCCAUGCGCUGCGCAGCCUGGACCAGCAGAUGUACCUCUGCUACUCUCAGCCUGGAAUCCCCACCUUGCCCACCCCAGUGGAAAUAACGGUCAUCUGCGCUGCCCCUGGCAUGGACGGUGCCUGGUGGCGAGCCCAAGUGGUGGCCUCCUACGAGGAGACCGAUGAAGUCGAGAUUCGCUACGUUGACUAUGGUGGAUACAAGAGAGUGAAAGUAGACGUGCUCCGGCAAAUCCGGUCUGACUUUGUGACCCUGCCGUUCCAGGGAGCAGAGGUCCUGCUGGACAGCGUGAUGCCCCUGUCAGAUGAUGACCACUUCUCACCUGAGGCGGAUGCAGCUAUGAGCGAGAUGACAGGCAAUGCAGCACUGCUGGCUCAGGUGACGAGGUAUAGUCCAACCGGCCUUCCUCUGAUUCAGCUCUGGAGUGUGAUUGGAGAUGAAGUGGUGUUGAUAAACCGGUCGCUGGUGGAGCGAGGACUUGCUCAGUGGGUGGACAGCUAUUACUCGAGCCUCUGA
Molecule: messenger RNA, 2622 nt
Organism: Lipotes vexillifer (Yangtze River dolphin)
Lineage: Eukaryota; Metazoa; Chordata; Mammalia; Artiodactyla; Lipotidae
Gene: AKAP1
Product: A-kinase anchoring protein 1
Exons: 10
Coding region: 4-2622 (872 amino acids)
Cellular component (GO): membrane; mitochondrion
Molecular function (GO): protein kinase A regulatory subunit binding; RNA binding
Source: RefSeq, a predicted model, not a curated record